Messenger RNA from Aspergillus heteromorphus CBS 117.55, 621 nucleotides. RefSeq lists its product as uncharacterized. Bases 118 to 429 code for a protein of 103 amino acids. Lineage: Eukaryota; Fungi; Ascomycota; Eurotiomycetes; Eurotiales; Aspergillaceae. The transcript has a single exon. The record is from RefSeq and is a predicted model, not a curated record.
CGUCCGUCCAUCCGUCUUCUCUGGAUGAGUGGGUGGAUGGGCGCUUGUACCCGCUGUCGGUAGAGAAGUAAGGUAGACAAGCAGACAGACAGACAGACAGACAGACAGUGGACAUGGAUGAGAUUGUUACUGACAGGAUGGAUGGAUAUCUACUAUCUACCUUAUGGAGUGGGAGGAGUGUGGAUGAUGGGUCAGGUAAUAAUACUAAUAUCAUGGGACUGGCCCUGGGACCGGGACUGGAGACGGUUGGCGAUAUUACUACUGUGGAGUUGCCUGUCUUUUUUUUCUAGGAAGUCUGGGAGUCUGGGAGUCUGGGAGUCUGGAAGUCUGGGACCGUGUAUGACCGCAGAUCGGAUCAGAUCAGAUCAGGAGACAGACACUACAGGGCACCACAAGUACGAAGUACCUAUCUACCUACCUGACUGUUGAGAUGAUGUCGUAUGCUGGCGGAGAUGAGCGGUGUAAUUAUUGUCACUUCUGGAGAGUGGCGACUUUUCUUUUCUUUUUCUUUUUCUUUUUCUUUUCGUGGUGCGUGCGUGGGGAACUCUAAACGGGGACGGAGGCGAGGCGAAGUUCCAUGGAUGCGAUGUUUGAGGUCGAGGUUCGAGGUUCGACGGUCCU